UAAUGGAGGACAAAACUAGACAAACCUGGAGUCUACUGGAAAGAGCCAGUAGCACAGAGGAGGUUUGGGUAAUUUUUGAGAAAUGCAACGUGAUAUCCAAUCGUAGGGCCCCCUGUCUUUAGGACAAACCACGGCUUUGCGUUUUGCUUCGCGUCACGUGUGAUAAAUCCUCUUCUGUAACCCUUUGCGACACAAGGAAGGAAGAGAGAGAGAGGUGACGGAGUCAUUUUUGACAGCGUGUACAAUUUGACUCGUUUUAUUUCAGUCGCUUCUGCAUACAAAAUGUGCCGGGUAGUCAUUAUUCUGUCGGUGGUGUGGUUGUUUUUAGCAGUGGCAAGCACUGGAAACGCAGCAGAUGUAAAUUCAAGGAACAACCAAAGUACAACUUCCAAAGGAGAAAUUGGAAGUCCAAGCGUAGGUCAAAAAACUAGUAGUACAUCUCAUCAGGAUCAGAGCCAGACAAUCGACCAAAAUGCCGCUUCACAUGUUGAGUCCUCUACGACUGUUCAGACAGCUGUGGUUUUCAGUGGUCCCAGCACAAGUGCCAACAGGUCCGGUAAUCCAUCUGUGGCAACAAAGCAAACACAAGAUUCUGUGGCAGAAAAACCUAGAACAACGAACAUUCAGGAACAAAGCGAGCAGGGUGGAAAUAGCCCUGAAGGGGACAAGGACAAAACCACAAACCCAGAUUCUGUUCAAGACCCUCCAAACAAAGACCCACAAAGUAAAAGUACUAGUGUGCCUGACAAGCAGACAACCUCUGAACCCAUAUCAGACACAGAAAAGACGCAGAGCACUGAAGAGAAAAAUUCUGGUGCUGCACCUGGAACCAAGAUGGUUACCAGUACCGAACAAAGACACCCUGAUACAGCAGAGAAGCAACCAGAAAUAGUCAGUACCCGAACGCCCACUGCCCCGAUGACUGGGGAGUCGCAAGAUAAUGAUCAGGACAAGAAGCCUACAGAGGCCCAAGAGGAAGGAGAAGGAGAUGAAGGAGAGGAAGGAGAAGAAGAUGAAGGAGAAGUAGAAGAUAAAGGGGAGAAGACCGAUGAUGUAAGUGUCGAUGAUUCUAAAGAUAACUCUCGGCUCAACAACCAGGAUAGCUCUGGCCUGCAGCCCAAAGAUGACUCUGAGAGCAGCCACUUCUUCGCCUAUCUGGUAUCAUCUGCUAUGUUGGUGGCCGUGCUGUACAUCGGCUACCACAACAAACGCAAGAUCAUUGCCUAUGUUUUGGAAGGAAGGAGGUCAAGAACGUUACGACGGCCCAAAUCAAAUGAGUACCAGAGGCUUGAACAGAAGCUGUGAAACACCCACUGAUGUGAAGACAGAGAAGACCUUUCUGCAGAUGAUGUGAAGGAAGAAGAGACAGAAACGUUGCAAUCUGAACAUUUUUUACAUUUUAUUUAAUGCACUUUGAACGAUCCGCAAUUUUUCAACUUGCUUCGUGCUUCUUGCUUGAUUAGGUUAUAAUUUUUUAAGCAAAUCUUAAUGAAAAGAAGAACCGCUUUUAUGUAUUUUUUUGGCUGCAUUCUCGUUGCAUGCCGUGAAGAGGAUAAAAUUGCCUUAUGCCAGGAGCUUGCUAACAAAACUUUCGACUCAGUGCUGGGAAGUAGACACCAUGGCAGGACUCCUGGGUGUCUUUCCUGUGAUAAGACAUCUUAUUGGCAGUACAGUGCACGAAUGUAGUGUGUAUAAGCUGGACAGAGAAAACUCAAACCAUGACUUACAAAGCAGAUGAAAGUAAAUAUUACAUUAUUUAAAGAUGCCAGGAACCGAGAUCUAACUGAGUAAGCUAGCAGAAAGGCGGUCUGCCUUGAUGAGAGUUAGAACAGAUGGUUUGUUUCGUCUCGUGGGUUACAGCGUUUGUCUGCUGAUGAGAGAGAUGUAAGAAGUCUUGUGAUUUUUAUUUUCCUCAAGAACAUAAACAAGGGGCUGUAGACUGCUCACUGGUUUGUGAUCUUAUCUGUUUGCUAUGGGACUAAAUUGCACUGACACCUUCAAACUGAAAGGAGAAAAAAGAGAGAGCAUGUGAUCAUUUCUGAGCUGGAAGCCAGUCUUCUAAUCUUCUACCACAGAUUACUUCAUCUGUAUUUCCCUCUGUGUAAUCUCUUCCUUGUGGCAGUGCCUGCAACUCUUUAUGGUACUUUACAUCUUGUGUGGAUUUCAACCCAAAGUGAUAUUUCUGCAAGACGUUCACAAGACAGAGUAUACUCUGAUGUAUUUCCCUGUGCACUUGGGUACAGCUAGUCUGCUUUUGAAAAGCUCCUUGUCCUGUUAUUCUCUUGCAAGGAACUCGGAUGACAGGCAUUUUAACCAGUAUCUCGGUAAUGCAUGGGUGAAAUACAGAUGCUUUAAACUGUUCUGAGAUGUGGCUCUCAAUGGAUUUAUUUCAUAUUUGCUAGAAACCAUGGCUUGAUUUUUAACUGUGCUGCUAUACAAGAUCCCAGACAUUUUUUAGAGAUAAAUGCCUCUCAAGAGCACCUUGUGAAAGGAUUGAAACCUAGUAGUGUGUGAAUACUUGAAAAAGUCUUGCUUUUUUGUGAUUUAUCUGACCAACCUUCUACAACCACUAUGAUACAGAGCCUUUGUCAAAAUGAGCACCUUUGCCAUAGCAUAAUUAGCAUAAGAUGUAUGACUGUGACACAAUGCUAAGCACAAAGUGCAGCAGACAGACAUUUCCAUACCCAGCAGUUACUUGGUUCACCUGAUCAUUCAGAAGACUGCUGCUGGUAUAAUGAGUGCAGAACGCCUGUGAGGAAUACUUGAGAAUUCUGUUUUUGUGAGGGCUUAUUGGGUAAUCUGGCCAAGCCCUUGACAAUUCUCAUUCAGAAGCUGAGUGAGGAGUUUCUAAGGGAGCUCAACCACUCUCAGAUGCAAGAGUAACAUGCUGUAGCCUGGGUCCUAGCUGGUGACUAUCAUUUCUCUGUGGCUGCCAACAGUCAGCUCAGGACCUCCAAUGUUGUAGAUGGGAUGAGUUGGCCAGGGAUCUCUUGGUUCUAUGACUCUUUCAACCUCCCCAAAUGCCCUGAGUAAUCUAUCUGCCUCUGCUUAUUCAGCACUGAACCCGCUGUGUAAUAAGAGGGUUUGAGGGUCAGAUUAGAAUGAGGUGUGUUUUCCCUGAUGUAGAGUAGGUACAAGGGGCAUCAUUAGGAGCUCAGACAUAAAAAUACAAUAGACAAUUUCAAAUUGGGUGGGUAUUGAAUAAUUAAUUGGUGAUUAAAAAAAACAAAUUGAGUCAAGACUGUGAUGCAAUAAUGAUGAUGAUGAUAAAGGAUUGUCCCAGAAAGCCUGAAUUGUCUUGAUAGCAGAGGACUACAGGUGUAUCAGAAAGUGAUUGUAGAGUGAUUGCAGGUCAUUUGUGAUAUCUAUGUUCUUUGAAGGCAGCAGCUUUGCUGGGGUUUAGCAACAGACUGCAGUGCUGCAGGUGUAUUAGGAAAAAAAGCUUAUUAAGUGAAUGAUGAUAGUUUAUGUGAUUUUGAAUGUUUUAUCCUGGGAGUGGGUGGGUGUGGAAUUUCAAUUAAGAUCAAUUUACAAAGCAGGUCUAUGAUUGUUUUUUUGCCAUGUGAAUUUGUUAGAGAAAUUACCUAAACAAAAGCACUUGCUUUUACAAUUGAUGGUUUUGUUAACUUCAGUUCUGAAAUGUGUUAAUUGUGUUACUGGUUUGUUUGUGUCUCCUAUUUAUUUAAAGUAGCAUCUUGUAAUUAUGUGUUUUCAUAUACGUCACUAGUUCUCAGAUUGCUAAAGAUAUCCUUCACUUUAUUUAAUUGAAAUCAGGAAUGCGGUACAUUUUGAGUUUCUUCAAAAACUGCAUUACUAGUGUGCUAUGGAGAUGACCAGUAAAUAUUAAUAUUCCUGUUGUCCAGAUAGGUAAUUUUCAGGAAUCACAGUCCAUUCUCUGCAAAAGUAAUCAUGUUUAACCACCAGAAAAUAUUUAGCAAAUUUAAGAGCACUUGCAUUUUAAAUGAGGAGCUCAAGAGAAGUGCUUUAGAUGAUGAGGUCCAUUCUUUUUGUUAUUGUAGUUUUUGCUUAGAUUACUUUCUAAAAGUGGGCAACCCUAGUAAAUUAUUGUAACUUAAAAUAUUUUACCCACUUAGAUUUUGUUUCAGAUGUGGUAGAGUGUAGGAGAGUAAGACCAACUCUUACUGUGAAGGAAACUGUUAGGAUCCUAUAAUUUAGUCUAAAUGACAAAUGAAAACAACUCUUUCAUUUCUUACCUGGGGCCCUUUUGGACAGAACAAGGUCCUGCCUUCUCAGAUGUUUCCAUAGUCUGUCACUGUGGUGACAAAUGCAGCCGGCUGGUGCAAAGAUACUGUUUUGUUCUUUAUAAAUAUUUGAUUCACUUUUUCUGUCAAUGAAAAAUAAAUUUGAGACCUGA
Molecule: messenger RNA, 4375 nt
Organism: Lepisosteus oculatus (spotted gar)
Lineage: Eukaryota; Metazoa; Chordata; Actinopteri; Semionotiformes; Lepisosteidae
Gene: tgoln2
Product: trans-golgi network protein 2
Cellular component (GO): endosome; trans-Golgi network; trans-Golgi network transport vesicle
Source: RefSeq, a predicted model, not a curated record